Molecule: messenger RNA, 8169 nt
Organism: Bursaphelenchus xylophilus (pine wood nematode)
Lineage: Eukaryota; Metazoa; Nematoda; Chromadorea; Rhabditida; Aphelenchoididae
Source: the annotation of a GenBank genome assembly
AUGUCGUCAGGCAUCAUUGCCAUGUCGGAUACGAGAGGUAUGUUCAUUUCUCCUUUGUUCUUGCUAUUUAGAGUCAAAUGGAAGAGGUUUUUGCUAAGUUGGACAACCUACUACAAUAUAAAAAUUUGGUAAUUUCAGGUCUUCUCGCCAGCGGCACACAAAAUGGUGUGGUUGGGAUUGCAGUGACGGAUACCGCGCUUCCCGAGUCUUUCUCCGAGUCCGAUUUAUCCCGGCGUUAUAAUUACAAUCUCAGAGGGCAUCAUGCGAAAAUUCAACGGGUAGCCUGGAAUUCUACAAUGACAAAGUUGGGGUCAUGUGACGAGAACGGUGUAAUAUACGUCUGGGUUCCGAACGAAGAACGUUGGUCGGUGGAGUUGGUCAAUGAUCGAGGUCUAAAAGUUCGCGAUUUUGAUUGGAGUCCCAAUGGCGCGGCUGCUUUGAUACUUUAUGAGGACAAUUUUGUGUUGAUUGGUAUGUUUUUUGCUUGUUUACACAUUAUUCUUGCACCUUUAGGACGAAUUUCAAUAUUUUGUUCCAACAGAUUCGAACUUGAACUAAUCAAGCGCACCGUUGCUUAACUUGACAGAUCGGACGGGAUGACUCUCUCGUACGUUUGCAAAAAUUCUUGCCCUCGAAACGCACUCUGUUUCUUUUGCAAAAGUGCGAAAACGUCAUCCCGUCCGAUCUGGCGAGUUAAGCAACGGUGCUUGAUUGGCCCAAGUUCGAAUCCUCUGAUGGAAACUUAGGUUUAAAAGCUCGGCAAAGAUAAAUAAUGAUUUAAAAUGAGUAGUAAUCGAUUUAAAAAGUAAUUUAGAAUACAUUUUUUCUGCUUUAGGUUCCGCGAGUGGUCAGCGAAUCUGGUCGAACACAUUUUUAAACCAAGUCAAUUGCGGCACCUGGUCCCCCAACUCAAAGGAGCUGGUCUUGGGCCUGGAAACGGGUCAAAUCCAGGUUUUCAACGACCAAGGUACCAUCAUCACGGAGCGACAACUCCUCCAAGUGGGUGUCUUCAAACUCGCAUUUUCUCCAAUCCGAGAAGACGAAGAAGAACAUCAAAAAUGGACGCUGGCUGCGGUCUCAAUGGACGAUCAGAUCCUGUUCUUGAACACCCAGUAUGAGGUUGAGCUCUACGGAUGGAAAAGUCGAGAUCCAAUUCGAAGUAUUCAUUGGAGUUCGAGCGGAAAAAUGCUUUCUGUAGUCUGCAGUACCGGACGGUAAGGGCUGAAAUUUUUUUGGGUGUCAUUAUGCUGACUAACAAGUGGUUUUUAUUUUUUUUUUAUUAAAAUUUUUCCAAUUUUGAACGAAAAUUUGAACGCACAGUGCAGUUUUUUAAUUUUGAUUUUUCAUCGCACUGUGCAGAUUUUGAUUUUUGAAAAUUGCGGGUUAUAGGAAGAAUGGCUCUUGGAUUCUUUGCAUACCAAAAUUUUGGACGAUUUUCACCCGGACUGUCCAUUUUUUUCCACAUUUUUUGAAAUGCACAGUGCGAAAAAUAAUGUAAGCCGUUUUUCACUGUGCAGUCAAAAAAACUGGGAAAUUUGGGUUUGGAAUUGAUGAUUUUGACGAAUUUUAAUGUCCAAAUUGAAUUGAGUUGUUAUUUUUGCGUAUCUAGACCUUUAAAUUUCUGAAAAUUUCCAUUGCACUGUGCAGCUUUGUUGUUUUUUGAAAAUCGCACUGUGCGGUCGGAAUAAUUGAAAUAUUUAUUUAGAAAUAUGAACAUACGAUACAAGUAGAUGUUUGAUAUUGCUUGUAAUGAAACUACUGGUCGGUAAAAAUAUAUAUUUUCAAAAACUUCCAACGCACAGUGCAGAUUCGAAAUUUUUUUGUGGACCGCACUGUGCGAUCGAAAUUUGUUGAAAAUUUUUGAUAGAAAAUUAUGAAAUGUUUAUGAAUUUAAUGGGUUUAUCUUUUUAGAAUUGUCAUCCUCAACCAGCAAGGCCGUCCAAUUCACAGUUUCCUGCCCCCAAUCAUGUUCGAUGACGAGCCGACGGUGUUCACUUGGGCCCACAAAGACGAGAUGGUCAUAAUUGCGGCAGGCUCAACGUUGGCGGUGGGCCGCGUCUCCCACGGCGUCCCACCUCUCACCGAACUCGUCUCAUAUCAGUUGUGGCUGGGCGCCGGACGAACCGGCCGUUUCGCGAACCGUCUGAAACUCCCACAACGCCCGACCAGCAUCAUCAAGCAGUUCGACCGGCAUGUGAUCCGCUGCCGCGUCCCCUCCUACGAUAAAAUGUGCCGUUUUGUGUGCGAACCCACGUUUUGGCGCUGGUACUGCACGAUCAUGCCGAUCCCAAGGAAAAGUUAUCAGUAUAUGUUGUGCGUCGAACAUCUGGGCGGAAUGAUCCCGGUACUCAUCGGAAGACAGAUUAAUCGAGUCAUCCCACAAUUUCUGAUCAGUUUACCCCCAUCGACGGCUUAUACGACCCCCGGAUAUAGCUAUGGACCAUGGGCGAUCAAAGACCACUCGGUCGGACCGAGGUGGUCCUAUGCCGCCGAUUGCAAUGUAAAUUUACCGAUGCCCAAUUACUCUUUCACCCAUGACUUGGAACCAAUGCCUCCGAGUGGAAUUGAAGACCCCAGUGAGACGUCCGGCUACGCACAAACGAUAGGUAAGGAAGAGAAAUAGAGAAAAUGAAAUUUUUUGGGAUUUGCACUAUGCGGAGGAAAAAUUUUUGCUUUUAUGUAUGGUACUACGGAGGUUUUGGAGGAAAUAGUGGUUUUUUGAGAAGCUGAGGUUGUGGUUUUGCUAUAGAAUAAGAAAAUUCGUUGGAAUUUUGAUGUAAGGAGCAGUUGGGACCUUAUUUUGGGACUUGCACUGUGCGGAGGAAAAAUUUUGGAUUUUCUGCACUGUGCAACGGAGAUUUUGGAGGCAAUAGUGGUUUUUAUGAUAAGCUGAGGUUAUGGUUUUGUUAUAGAAUAAGAAAAUUUUUUGGAAUUUUUGCUUACGGUGCAGCUGGGACCUUAUUUUAGUCAUGCACUGUGCGGAGGAAAAAAAUUUAAUUUUCUGCACGGUGCAAUAAGUUUUUUGAACUCAAAAUGGAACACUUGGAUAAUCAGAGCCUCUUUUGUCGAUUGAAUAGUAAAAUUCACCAAAAAUUUGGUGUAUCGGGGAUCCAGGAUGUUGUUUUAGUUUCUCACUGUGCAGAUUUGAAAUUUUCGGGGUUUUUGCACCGUGCAGGGGGUAAAAUGAAAUGGUUUGGGUUUAGAUUUUCUAGUAGUAUAUUAAUAGUUUUGGUUUCACCAUUUUUUGCUUUUUUUGCUCGUUUGUUUGACGCACAGUGCGAUUUUUAAAAAUUUUGAUUGCACUGUGCGAAUUUUUUGAAAUCUCUAUUUUAAUUCUCGAAUUUUAGCCAAACGAAAACUCCAAGAAGACAUCCUCCUGGCCCAUCAACCCGAACCCCGCAAUUCCGUCUGGCGUCGCAGCAAACGACGGAUCAAGAAGUUCAUGUCCAAAAGAUUGGCCAAUCCGAUUGUAAAGUCGAAUCGAGUACUGUGCCACGUCUCCUCGAAUGUCUGGUGCACAAGAUUUAAAAUCACCUCACCGGGAAUCAGAGACCUACCCCCAACGUUGGCCCAUGUCGUCUACAAAACGUCCGUUUUACACCUCCAGCCAAGACAAAUGGGCAUCGCACUGUGCGAUCUGCGACCUCUGACCAAAACACUUCCCUUACCGGUGAACCAAAAUUUGGUGGCUGAACGAAGCGGCUUGAGGAAUUUCAGGUCCGCGGACUCGAGUCCGGCGAUUUUUCGGUGAGAAUUUGGUUUUUUGCCGGGUUUUAGGGAAAUUUUUGAAGUUUUUUGAAAAAAAGCUAGCUUUUUUAUAUAUGGGGAAGACAGAAUAAGGUGCAAGGGAUUAUUGGUGAUCUUUUGGUAACUAAUUUUUAAUGUUGUGUAGCGAAAAAAAUAAUUUGUUUAUGGUGGGAUUCGAACCUGGGCCACUCAGCACCGUUGCUUAACUUGCCAGAUCGGACGGGAUAGCACACUCGAACUUUGACAAAUUAAAUAGGGCGGGUUUGGAGAGAGAGCGCUUUUUACAAGGAAAGUACUUUUAUGGGGGCUCCUACUUUUUGACGGGACAUAUCUCAAAAAAUCAGAAAAAAUGUGCUGAUCAAGGAUAUAUAAAUCUUAGCUGCCCAUUUUAGGUUUUUAGGGGUGAAAACUCAGUCGGAUGUUGACUUAAAGUCCUAUAUGAACCCCUUUUCGCUUAAUUUUUUCAAAGGUUUACAAUUUUUAUUUUGGCUUAAAAUGGUGUUUAUUGAGUUUCUAAGACGUAAUAAGACAGUCUUGGCCCAAAAAUUUAUUUUUCCGACCUUCAACUUCAAAAAAGUUGAUUCAGCCCAAAAGGGAAAUCGAACCUGUGCGGCGUCCCCCCUCUUGAUUCCCAGACUACGGCACUAACCACUCGGCCACACCGCUCUCUUCCGAUGGAAGAGAUCGAGUGCUCUUUUUAUCGUUUCGAAUGUCUGCCUUUUGUAGGGAAAUUAAACCAGUUUUUGGGCAUUUUCACCCUUAAAAACCUAAAAUGGGCAGCUAAGAUUUAUAUAUCCUUGAUCAGCACAUUUUUUCUGAUUUUUUGAGAUAUGUCCCGUCAAAAAGUAGGAGCCCCCAUAAAAGUACUUUCCUUGUUAGAAAAGUCCGAGUGCGCGGUCCCGUCCGAUCUGGCAAGUGAAGCAACCGUGCCGCUAAUUAGUCCAAGUUCGAAUCCAGCUGUCUGAAAUUGGUCGAAAAUUAAUCAAACAAAUAUUUUAGACCCGUGGACCGCCCUCGAACAGCCCGUGGCCCAAGAACCCUGCAGCAAGUCAACGCUGACAUCAAUGACGACCAAAACAAUAACAAUAAUCGACCGGUCGCCCCAAUCCGCCCAACAUUAAUCGAUCCGAUCCUCCGGUUUGAGCAGCAACAACAACAACUCCAGCCAAUUCCACCUCAUCAACGGCAGUUUAUGACGUACGCGGAAACGAGAGCUAGACUUCGCGAAAGAAGACCCAUUCAAAGGGUACCAGUCGCUCAAAUCCAACAACCGGACCCAGUCCAAAAUCAUCAGACCAGAAGGAGGAGUAGAGCCAGAACCCUGAGGAAUCACUUGCUCAGGCGGACGGACCAACAACAGGAUCAGCAGAGCCUGUUGCAGCACGCGCAUUUGGAUAAUAUCCAAGAAGCGGAGCUGAUUGGCCCCAGAAUUGAAGAAGAACGGAGAGCAGAGGAGGCCGAAGAAGGUAAGAGAUUAUUUUUAUGUAAUUUGAUGCAGUUUGAGGCCAUUAGAAAUGAUUUUUUGGAAAAUUUGUGCCAGUGGGAUUCGAACCUGAAAGAACCACGCACGUUGCUUAACUUGCCAGAUCGGACGGGAUAACGCACUCCCAGUUUCACAAAAGAAUCAAUGGCUGUUUUAUGGAGAGAGUUCUUUUUGGAAAAGUCCGAGUGCGCGGUCCCGUCCGAUCUAACAAGUUAAGCAACAAUGCGGGGUUAAUUAAAGUUCGAAUCCACCUGAAAGAAAAUGUUGUAAAAUAGUAGAGAGGAAUGUAAAAUACGUCCUGCCGAUUUUUUGGGUAUUUAGAUUAGGAAUUUUAAGGUCGGAUAUGGAGAUUUUUUGAAGUUUUGAGCCGAAUUUUUGUGAAAUUGGUAUAAUUUUUGGUCUUUUUCAGCUCGACCUGCUUCCCCAGCCGCUCCAGCGGACGAGGAACUCUUCGAAGAAGAGCGGAGACUGUACAGCAACGUAUUAUUAGAGUACGAAAGCCUGCGAACAGCGGUCGACGAACAUAUCACAAAUAUGCGCCGAAUCGCGGCCGAGUUAACCCAAACCAAGCCGAAGUUGGCCAAGCGAAAACCGGAGAAAACGAAAAAAUCGGCGCCGAAGCGAAAGGAGAAGUCGAAAAAAUCGAAUGACCAAACCGACCAGUCGGUCCAAACCGAACAACCCCGGCUUUCCUGGCAACACAAACUGGAUUCCCUCGAUUUCAUCGACGAAGAGAGCAAGGAGGAGUCGACGUCCGAGGAACGGACCCAUUUGCUCCCGCCCGACACACCUCCCCCACCACCACCCGACUUCCGACCCAGCACCUCGGAAUCCACAACCUCGGCCGACAGCCGAACCAAAAAUGAUAUAAUCCACACUCUGAACCGCCUAGCGGACUUGAGGCUGAAGGGAGGAAGGAAAGAACCCGAAACGGUAGGUUUGGUUAUAUUGUACUAGGUGAAAAAGUGAUUUUUUUGGGAAGUUUGAUGGAAGUAGAGGAGGAAUUGAGUGUUUUGAGAAAGAAUAGGGCAUUUUAUGUGGUUUAGAAUUAAGGAGGUCGGUUUUGGAGGAAAAAAUUAUAUUACUUUAGGUAAAAAUUUGAGAUUUUUUGGAAAUUUUAGGGGAAAUAGAAAUGAAAUUGGAUGUUUUGAGACAGAAUAGGGUAUUUUAUGUGGUUGAGAGGUGAAGGAGGUGGUUUUGGAGGAAAAAAUUGUAUUAGUUUAGGUAAAAAUUUGAGAUUUUUUGGAAAUUUUGGGGGAAAUUGAAGAACAUUUUGGUGGAAUCUAGUGUUUUUAGAAAGAAUAGGGCAGAAAAAGUGUAUUAAAGGCAAGAUAGCGAAAGUUGAAAGCAAAAAUUAUAUUACUUUAGAUAAAAAAAAUAAAUUUUUUUUAUGAUUUCAGUGUGGAAGAGGCUGUUUUUUGUGACUAAAUGAAGGAUAUUAGUGUCAGAUAAAGAGGUAGAAUUGAUUCAUUCAUAUUGGUAUUUAAAAUACACUCUUUCUUACCUAAAAUUUACUAAAAUCCCCGAAUUUUCAGCCCGAAGACCGAAAUCGUCUGUUAGAAGACGAAGCCGACAACGACGUUCCCCGUUCGCCGUCGGUGGACGACAUGCGCGCCCAGCUGCGCGACAUUGCCGGCCAAUUGGGCCAGCUGGAGGAAGCGAUCCGCACCAAUUCGAUGCUCUCCGACCUCCAUCAACGCGUCCAGAACCUGAAGUCAACUUUGGGCGACACACCACACGCCGUCGACGUCCUCGACACGAAACGCCGCAAAAACAUCGACGAGGACGUGCUGGAGGUCCAAAGCGAACGCGCCGACUCACCCCAGUCCACCCAACAACAGUACGGAGUGAUCCGUGUCGCCAACAAAACACCCUUCUGGAAUGAAGAAAGUCAGGUGUAUCAGGUGAGAAAUUAAAGGAUUUUUUUGAGAAAAAAUGUUUUUGGAGACGUAUGGAGCUUGGGGAGGUAGGGAAAGUGGAAUUGUAUAGGAAUUUUAAGUUUGCAAGUUUUCGUGGUGGGACCCAGUGGACUUGUUUAUGGGAUUUGAUGGCUUUAGAUUCAUGGAAAUGGUGUGAAGAGAGGCUUUAUGGGGUGAAGAAUACCGAAUAAGUGGAAUUUUACCGAAAUUUUGAGUUUGCAAGUUUUCGUGGUGGGACCAAUGGACUAGUUUAUGAAAGUUGAGGGCCUUAAAUUUGUGGAAAUUAAUCUUUAGAGAGGUUUUUAUGGGGUGAAAAAAUAAAUUAUAAGUGGAAUUUUACCGAAAUUUUGGGUUUGCAAGUUUUCGUGGUGGGACCCAAUCGACUAUUUUUUAUGGGAUUUGAUGGCUUUAGAUUUGUGGAAAUGGUGUUUAGAGAGGCUUUAUGUGGUGAAGAAUACAUAAUAAGUGAAAUUUUCCAGGAAUUUUGGGGUUGGAUGUUUUCGUGGUGGGACCCAAAAUUUAUAUUCAAUUCAGUAAAUUGAAUAAAAAUUGACGGAGAAUAGCCGAAAUAGAAUGCAAAUUACCGUGAAAAGUUAAUAGAAAUAAUUUUCCAUCGAAAUUUUGAGACGAGAAGUUUUCUUGGUGGGACCCAGAAAAAUUUUAGAAAUUGACAAAUGAGGAAAAAAUUUGAGUUUCAUAUUUUUACACAAGGAUAUGGAGUAUUUUACAUAUGAUUCGCGUAUUUACCAACAGUUUUUUAAUCCGUAUUUUACAAAAAAAAAUUUUUUUUUUUUUUUUUUUUGAUUUUUUAAUUUUUACCCCACCGUAUUUUAGCUCGACUUUGGCGGCCGCGUCACCCAGGAAUCGGCGAAGAACUUCCAAAUCGAACACGAAAGCGAGCAAGUCAUGCAGUUCGGGCGAAUCGAAAACGGCGCCUACACCCUCGACUUCUGCACCCCCCUCUCGGCCGUCCAGGCGUUCGGAAUCGCACUGGCAUCGAUCACUCAACGCCUCAAAUAA